Messenger RNA from Enterobius vermicularis (human pinworm), 606 nucleotides. NCBI's taxonomy places the organism in Eukaryota, Metazoa, Nematoda, Chromadorea, Rhabditida, Oxyuridae. The record is from the annotation of a GenBank genome assembly.
AUGAGUUUUAUUGGACAUGUCAAGCAGAGUAUCGCAAAAGCAAUUCAGUUUGCUUCGGAUAACACGGUGUUCAGUGAACUGCCGGAGUGUUCGUCGCUUCACUGUGCUCAGACGUUGUCCAUCAAAGCUGUUGAUUCAUUGGAAAUGUAUGUUGCUAUAAAAGAACUAAGCUUGUCUGUUUUCAUUGCUAUUAAUAAUAAGAAAUUUGUAGAAAAAAAAAAGCAAGUUUUUAGUGCUCGCGCACAGGAACGAUUCCUGAGUAAAGGUGAAACUUAUGUACGUAUUAAAUUUCUGAUACGUAAUGAACGACUGGCAAAAAGUACCAUAAUGAACGCUGAAUUAAUAUCGGGACGAGGUUUUGUGGUCAAAACAACUGAUGACUCAAGUGUAAUGGACGUACGACUUUCUAACAAAGGUUCUUCUGGUUGGUUUGGAAAGAUAAUUCAUCCCUCACAAGCUACCAUUUAUAAGGUUCUACCAACUCCAGGAUCUCGGUUUGCAGUUUAUAAAACAGGCAGAGAGCGUCCAGUUCUGCUUGUUGAGAAGGUAAUCCUUAUGGCAUUUUUUCAAGUGAUUCUGAUGACAGUGAUUGAAAGUGGCCAGUGA